Molecule: messenger RNA, 1189 nt
Organism: Haliotis rubra (blacklip abalone)
Lineage: Eukaryota; Metazoa; Mollusca; Gastropoda; Lepetellida; Haliotidae
Product: retinol dehydrogenase 7-like
Exons: 6
Coding region: 1-1110 (369 amino acids)
Molecular function (GO): oxidoreductase activity
Source: RefSeq, a predicted model, not a curated record
AUGACUCGCUGUGUUGAAAGGGUUGGUCUCGGCGCCACCGAGCUGCUUUUCUGUGUGUUAGCCCUUUUUCUGAUGUACGUGUCACCAUGUGGACUGACUAUUGCUAGUUUUCUUCUUACCGGAGGCAUUUUUGUAUGCUACUGGCUAAUUCGAAGAGCAAGAGCAAGAAGGAUUGAUGCACAAGGGAAAUAUGUACUCAUUACAGGUUGUGACACAGGUUUUGGAAAUAGUCUUGCUCGACUCCUUGAUAGCAAAGGUUUAAAGGUAUUUGCUACAUGCCUUUCUGAACAAAGUGAAGGAGCAAAACUAUUGAAGAAAGAUGGAAGCAAGAAUAUGCGUGUUUUACAGCUGGAUGUCAGUUCGGAUGCGAGCGUUCUUGCCUGCCUUGAACAGAUCAAGCCCAUAUGUUUUAAAGAAGGUUUGUGGACCUUGGUAAACAAUGCUGGGAUAAUCUGCAAAGGCGAUGUGGAGAUACAGACCAUGGAAGCGUAUAAGAGAAUUGCAGAAGUUAACUUAUUUGGGGUUGUACGAAUGUGUAAAGCCUUUCUGCCCCUUGUCAGAAAAUGUAAAGGCAGAGUUAUUAACGUCACAAGCGUCCGAGGAUUACAAGCCUUCUGUGGGGAUUCCGGCUAUGUCAUGAGUAAAUUUGGUCUUGAGGGUUUUACCGACUGUCUUAGGCUAGAGAUGAGGAGGUUUGGAGUCAAGGUCAUUCACGUGGAACCCGGAAUGUUUGGGCUCAACACUGGUUUAUUCAAUGAAGAAAACGUUGAACGAUACAAAGUUUUGAGCAAGAAGCUGAUCGAUAAUGUCAGCGAUGAAAUAAGGACAGCGUAUGGGCAAGACUAUCUGGACACAUACAUGCGGGUGCCAAAAAUGCGCCCAGGGUCUUCCGACCAGGACAUCCAACCAAUGCUUGAUGCCUUUGAAGAUGCCAUACUUAGCUGCCGGCCAGACAGUCGCUACCUUGUUGAUGGGCAGAGGGUGGACGGCGACUGUACGAUGGCUCGCCUCAGAAAUGUCCUGCCUGUAUUUAUUAUGGAUCCAUUGUAUUUCUACCUGCGUCCAUUGCCAAAAGAAGCUUUCUAUGCAAGUACAACUUCUAGGCAUUGAAGAAGCUGACGUGCAAAUAAACAUUUGUAAAUGAAUUUAGUUAAUGCUCAGGAGUGCUUAAUAAAGGUAUUUUAUCAUU